Molecule: messenger RNA, 3487 nt
Organism: Zalophus californianus (California sea lion)
Lineage: Eukaryota; Metazoa; Chordata; Mammalia; Carnivora; Otariidae
Gene: XRCC1
Product: X-ray repair cross complementing 1
Exons: 18
Coding region: 74-1966 (630 amino acids)
Biological process (GO): base-excision repair; single strand break repair; double-strand break repair via nonhomologous end joining
Cellular component (GO): nucleus
Molecular function (GO): damaged DNA binding
Source: RefSeq, a predicted model, not a curated record
CACCCCCCCAACACCCCCCCCAAACUCGGACCUUCUUUCAUCCUUCGCGCCAGGCGAAGCCCAAGACGUUGACAUGCCGGAGAUCCGUCUCCGUCAUGUGGUGUCCUGCAGUAGCCAGGACUCGACCCACUGUGCAGAAAACCUCCUCAAGGCGGACACUUACCGAAAAUGGCGAGCAGCCAAGGCAGGCGAGAAGACCAUCUCUGUGGUGCUCCAGCUGGAGAAGGAGGAACAGAUACACAGCGUGGACAUCGGCAAUGACGGCUCGGCCUUCGUGGAGGUGCUGGUGGGCAGCUCAGCUGCAGGGGCUGGGGAGCAAGACUACGAGGUCCUGCUGGUCACUUCGUCUUUUAUGUCCCCUUCCGAGAGCCGCAGUGGCUCAAACCCCAACCGUGUUCGCAUUUUUGGGCCCGACAAGUUGGUCCGGGCAGCAGCGGAGAAGCGCUGGGACCGCGUCAAAAUCGUUUGUAGCCAGCCCUAUAGCAAGGACUCCCCCUAUGGCCUGAGUUUUAUACGGUUUCACAGCCCCCCAAACAAAGAGGAGGCAGAGGCCUCACCCCAGAAGGUGACCAAGCUUGGCCAGUUCCGUGUGAAGGAGGAGGAUGAGGGUGCCAACUCCCUGAGACCCGGGGCCCUCUUCUUCAGCCGGAUCAAUAAGACCUCCCCAGCUGCAGCCGGUGACCCGGCCGGACCCAGCUAUGCCACUGCUACUCUGCAGGCCUCUAGCGCCGCCUCUUCAGCCUCUCCCAUGUCCAGGGCAGUGGGCAGCACCUCCAAGCCUCAGGAGUGCCCCAAAGGGAAGAGAAAGUUGGAUUUGAACCAAGAAGAAGGGAAGACGCCCAGCAAACCAUCAGCCCAGCCCUCACCACCUGCCGUCAAGAGACCCAAAUUGUCGGCUCCCACCCGCACCCCGGCCACCACCCCAGUCCCUGCCCCAGCACGAGGCGCAGUGCCAGAGAAGACCCGAGAAGGCACUGAGCCCAGGGGACCCCGAGCUGGCCCGCAGGAGCUGGGGAAGAUCCUUCAGGGUGUAGUGGUGGUGCUGAGUGGCUUCCAGAACCCCUUCCGUUCGGAGCUCCGGGACAAGGCCCUAGAGCUGGGGGCCAAGUAUCGGCCGGACUGGACUCCAGACAGCACCCACCUCAUCUGUGCCUUUGCCAACACCCCCAAGUACAGCCAGGUCCUAGGCCUUGGAGGCCGCAUCGUGCGGAAAGAAUGGGUGCUAGACUGUCACCGAAUGCGGCAGCGGCUGCCCUCCCGAAGGUAUCUCAUGGCAGGGCCAAGCUCCAGCAGUGAGGAUGAAGGGGGCUCCCACAGCGGCAGCAGCGGGGAUGAAGCCCCCAAGCUUCCCCAAAAGCGCCCCCAGACCAAAACCAAGCCCCCUCAGGCAGCAGGACCCAGCUCACCUCAGAGACCCAAAACCCCAGAAGAGACCAAACCAGCCUCACCAGGGCCCCAGGAAGAUACCGACACUGAGGGGGAGCAGUCAGAAGAACAGGGCAGUGGGGCAGAAGAUUCUGGAGAUACCGAGGAUGAGCUGAGAAGAGUGGCCGAGCAAAGGGAGCAAAAGCAGCCCCCUGAGCAGGGGGAGAACGGCGAGGACCCGUAUGCAGGAUCCACAGAUGAGAACACAGACAACGAGGGUCCCCCAGAGUCUCCCGACCUGCCAGUUCCUGAGCUCCCAGACUUCUUCCAGGGCAAACACUUCUUCCUGUAUGGAGAGUUCCCUGGGGACGAGCGGCGGAAGCUCAGCCGAUAUGUCACAGCCUUCAAUGGGGAGCUUGAGGACUACAUGAGCGACAGGGUCCAGUUUGUGAUCACAGCACAGGAGUGGGACCCCAGUUUUGAGGAGGCCCUGAUGGACAACCCCUCCUUGGUGUUUGUCCGCCCCCGAUGGAUCUACAGUUGCAACGAGAAGCAGAAGUUACUUCCCCACCAGCUUUAUGGGGUGGUGCCCCAGGCCUAAAGUUAUGGAAAAUUUCAAACAUAACCAAAAGGAGAGAAAGAGUAUAAUCAGCCCCUCACCAGCCCAUCACCCAGGUUCAUCAUGACCAAUCUUAUUCCAUCAUCCCCUUGCCCCUAAGGUCCUUGAAGCAACUUCCACACAUUUCAUCCAGAAACACUUCAGUGUGUGUCUCUAAAAAAUAAGAACUUUCUUUCUAUCUUUUAAACACAACCCAAAGGAUCAUUACCAAACUUUCAGACUUUCGGGUUGUUUCUUUACAUUAUCACAUUUCUCCCAUGGUCCCAUGUAUAUCUUGUUUUUCCUUUCCAGAACAGUGUUUUCCUUCGAACAUACAGAAAGUGUGAGAGAACAGAAUUGUUCUCUGCAUUAAUAACACCAGCGGCACCAGCAUCAACAAUUUCCUCCUCAUGGCCAAUGUUGUUUCAUUUCUCCCACCCACUCCUCCCAGAUGAUUUUGAAGCUAUAUGCCAGACAUCUUAUCCCAUAAAUAUCUUUUUCUUAUUACACUUGGUGUAUCUCCAUCGGGACCUAAACAAGAUCCACACGCUGUGUUUGUUUUCUGUGAUUCUUCAGUCUCUUUGUCAUUGACAUUUUAAAAGGCUUGCUCUGGUUACCGCAUAAAAUAGAUUGUAGGGAGGCAGAGCAGAAGCCAGAAGCCCAGUGAGGUGGCUGCUAUAUAUUAAUGACACGAUUCGUUCCCAGCAUUUAUUUAGCACUUUUUAUAUACUUGAAACUGUCUUGGGCGCUUUGUAUACAUUCGUUCAUUUCAUCCUGGCAGCAACUUUUUAAGAGGAGGCGCUACCAUUAUUCCCACUGUUCAGAAGAAGAAAAUGAGGCACAAGGGGGGAGUCACACAGCCUGGAGGGAGCAGGGUCAGGAUUUGAACUCCUGCAGCCAGGCCCUGGCAUCCAUGCAAUUUGCAUGUAUGCUUUGCUGCUUCUUGACAGAGGCUGAGGGAGUGAUGGCGGAGAAGUGGCCUGAUUGGAGAGGUUAACUUAACGGGGCCCUAGUGAUGAAGGGGGGAGGAGGUGACAGAGGAGGAAAGAGUCAAGGACGGUGAGGACAGAAUGAUAGCCAGCUCCUGUCAAGGGCUUGUUCUGUGCCACCUGCUCUCCCGGACUCUUUACAUGUCUGAACUUAUUAGAUCUUCCCAAUGAGGGAAGGAGCUAUUUUCAACCUCAUCUUGCAGAGGAGUAAACUGAAGCCCAGAAGAAGAUAAGUUUUGAGCCCAAGGUCACACAGCUGGGAAGGGUGAUGCUCAGGUUUCUACCUCUUAGGAGAUCUCACAGCUGACCCAGAGGUGUGCAUGCCUUCAGGGGUCUAACAAUCCUGCCAAAAUCAUAGGAAUCGGCCCCAGGGGUGAGGAGGUCUUAUUUGGGGGACCCUGACAGUAAAGAGGGCCUGAGGAUCCCUGUUUUCCUGUUUCCUCCUUCCCCUGAGCUCCGAGCAAUCCCUGAGCCUAUUUCAGCCCCAGUGUCUGCACCAUUCUCCCCACCAAACUGGACAGGACUCACCUCUGGG